This is a messenger RNA of Hemibagrus wyckioides, 725 nucleotides long. RefSeq names its product fatty acid binding protein 7, brain, a (gene fabp7a). The coding region runs from base 85 to 483 and encodes 132 amino acids. Lineage: Eukaryota; Metazoa; Chordata; Actinopteri; Siluriformes; Bagridae. Gene Ontology annotation, molecular function: fatty acid binding. Gene Ontology annotation, cellular component: cytosol; nucleus. Gene Ontology annotation, biological process: fatty acid transport. The transcript is spliced from 4 exons. The record is from RefSeq and is a predicted model, not a curated record.
ACUGGACUUUUACAGUUUGUAGUCAGUCUCCUGUCUCUGAGCCAUUUUUUUGUGUGCCGGUGGACUCACACUUGAACUUUCAACAUGGUUGAUGCUUUCUGUGCGACCUGGAAACUGAUAGACAGCCAGAACUUUGAUGAGUACAUGAAAGCACUGGGUGUUGGCUUUGCAACAAGGCAAGUAGGAAAUGUCACCAAACCCACAAUCGUCAUCAGCCACGAAGGAGACGAGGUCACCGUUAAAACGCUGAGCACUUUCAAGAACACUGAGAUCUCCUUCAAACUGGGAGAAGAGUUUGACGAAACCACUGCAGAUGACAGGAAUGUGAAGUCCACAGUUAGCUUGGACGGAGACAAACUUGUUCAUGUGCAGAAGUGGGACGGAAAAGAAACCAAGUUCGUCCGAGAAAUCAAGGACGGCAAAAUGAUCAUGACUUUGACCUUCGAAGGUAUCGAAGCCGUUCGCACCUAUGAGAAGGCGUAAAGAUCCAACUCAAGGAUGCUUCAGUCUACUCCUGGCAACUUGACAAUGUCCGAGCAGCAUUCAUUUUUUUUAAAUUUUUUUUUUUUUACACAACCUAGACUGUUCCAAGUCAUGGGACAUGUUUUUUUUUUUGUUUUGUUUUUUUAUUGAACUGCUUUUUAUAUGAAAAUAAAAGUGAGUAAUGGAGAUCUGAUCACUGAACGUUUGUGUAAAGCUGACUCAAAUAAAAAAACCUGAAAAUA